Drepanopeziza brunnea f. sp. 'multigermtubi' MB_m1 is the source of this 720-nucleotide messenger RNA. The record is from RefSeq and is a predicted model, not a curated record. Lineage: Eukaryota; Fungi; Ascomycota; Leotiomycetes; Helotiales; Drepanopezizaceae.
AUGCGAUUCUCGACUUCUUCACUCCUGCUGGCGGCGACCACUCUGCUGGGAACCGCAGUGGCACACAACAUCCAGCUUGCGGCCCAUGGCAGGGAGUGCUUCCACGAGAUGCUCCACAAGGACGAUAAGAUGACGGUCACAUUCCAAGUUGGAGACAGAGAGUUUGGCAGUGCUGGAAAUCUGCAAAUAGACUUUUGGAUUCAAAACCCAGCCGGGGGAUUCGAGGUCCAACAACUGGCGGUAAUGAAUGGGGACCACUCUUUCACAGCUCAACACGACGGAAAAUACAUCUACUGCUUCAGUAAUGAUCACUGGUCGGCGUCAAGCAAGGAUGUAUCUUUUAAUGUCCACGGAAUAGUUUACGUCCCCGAAGCAGAUGCCCCAUCUGAUCCAUUGGAGUUAGAAGUACGCCACCUAUCCGAGCUUCUCUCCCAAGUAAGAGACGAACAAUCGUACAUCGUCCUCCGCGAGAGGACCCACCGAAAUACCGCAGAGAGCACCAACGCCAGAGUCAAGUGGUGGAGCUUAUUUCAGAUGGGCGUCUUGGUCGGUGAGGGUAUCUUCCAGGUCUGGUGGUUAAAACGCUUCUUCGAGGUAGGCACGAACAGUCAAACGGGUGGUCUAGAUGCUUCAGCGACUGGGAUUUACGACUCACUGGGCGGCGUAACAGCAUUUGGGAACGGUAUAACGUUCGGUACGAUCAAAUCCAAGGCUACGUAG